GAGGGAAGACGUUUUUAUUUUCAACCAUGGACUCAAAGUUAAACCUCGAAAUUGUUGGCUUAAUUACAGACCAUACUUUCUGUGUUGCCAGAAGUAUUGCCGAGGGACUGAAGCAGAAGUUUCCGAAGGCAUUUCUCGAUCCAAAAAUUCAACCUCUACUGGAAUUUGACUGGCACGCAUAUCUGUCUCAAAAGAAAAAGGAGCUGCGUGGUGAAGUGUGGCAGUACUCCAGCAGCCUGAUGUGCUUUCUCAACGGCCUUCUCCUUGGUAAUGAGAAGGAUCUCGCCUGCUGGGCCGAGAAUCAGUGGAGUUUCUCUUUCACUCGGCCACAGGCUUUCUAUAUGGCUCUCACUGAGGACUACUACACCAAACACCUACAGAACAAUGGGCAUCGGUUUGUCUUCAUGGACAUUGACAUAGCAGGAGAGGCUGUGGGGAAGUUAUUGUUUCAGCUGUUCUCAGAUGUUUGUCCAAAGACAUCAAAGAACUUUGAGGCUCUGUGCACAGGAGAGCGAGGUCUGUCACAGAGUGGCCUCCCUCUUUGCUACAAGGGCUCUGUGUUUCAUCGUGUGGUUCCUAACGGCUGGGUGCAAGGUGGAGAUAUUUCUCCAGAGAGUAAAGGUGAUGGAGGGGAGUCAAUCUAUGGACCAACAUUUGAAGAUGAGAGCUUUGCCGUGUCCCACACUAGACGGGGCACUCUAGGAAUGGCCAAUAAGGGUCCCCAUAGCAAUGGAUCCCAGUUUUAUAUCACCCUGCAGCCAACACCCUGGAUGGACAAAACCUAUGUUGCCUUUGGUUGUGUGGUUGAGGGUGUCGACGUCCUCAGGAGAUUAGAAGAAGCUCUGACUUGCAAUGAAAGACCCAAGUAUGAAUGUAAAGUUACAGAUUGUGGAGUGUUGACGUUUUAA
Cyclopterus lumpus (lumpfish) is the source of this 908-nucleotide messenger RNA. It is a transcript of the gene ppil6, whose product is annotated as peptidylprolyl isomerase (cyclophilin)-like 6. Gene Ontology annotation, molecular function: peptidyl-prolyl cis-trans isomerase activity. The record is from RefSeq and is a predicted model, not a curated record. The coding region runs from base 27 to 908 and encodes 293 amino acids. Lineage: Eukaryota; Metazoa; Chordata; Actinopteri; Perciformes; Cyclopteridae. Gene Ontology annotation, biological process: protein peptidyl-prolyl isomerization. The transcript is spliced from 8 exons.